Molecule: messenger RNA, 1011 nt
Organism: Colletotrichum godetiae
Lineage: Eukaryota; Fungi; Ascomycota; Sordariomycetes; Glomerellales; Glomerellaceae
Product: D-isomer specific 2-hydroxyacid dehydrogenase
Exons: 2
Coding region: 1-1011 (336 amino acids)
Molecular function (GO): oxidoreductase activity, acting on the CH-OH group of donors, NAD or NADP as acceptor; NAD binding
Source: RefSeq, a predicted model, not a curated record
AUGUCUCAGCCGAAACCUCGCAUCCUCUUCUUCAAUCCUGUCCGCCAUGCAUUGGAUGAGUAUGAGGCUCUGAAAUUGGUAGCCAACCCCGAAGUGGUCACCAGCAUUUCCCGGGCUGGGUUCUUCAAUGACUUGCGCACUAAGUAUCAUGACAUUGAAGCCAUCUUCAGAACGUCUUCUAGUGGAGCUGUUGCAGGAAAGUUUGACGAGGAAUUCGUGAACCAACUGCCUGUGUCUUUGAAGUACAUCUGCCACACUGGCGCCGGAUACGAUCAGAUCGACAUUGAUGCCUGCACACGGCGCAACAUCUUCGUCACCUUUGCGCCUGACCCGGUGACGAAUGCCACCGCUGAUCUGACAAUCUUCCUUCUCCUCGGAGCCAUCCGUCAGUUAAACCCCUCUUUCAACAGUUUACGGAGCGGGAAUUUCAAGAAGGGCCUCGACUUUGGGCAUGACCCUCAGGGCAAGACCAUGGGGAUUCUCGGCAUGGGUCGCAUUGGUCGGGCAGUAAAGCGCCGUGCCGAGCCAUUUGGUCUCAAGACAAUCUACCACAACCGGAAGCCGCUGUCAUAUGAUCUCGCUUCAGGCUGUCCGUAUGUUUCCCUCGAUGAGCUUCUCAGCACCAGCGAUAUCAUCUCCGUCCAUGUCCCGCUGUCAGCCGGUACUACGCACUUGAUUGGAGCUGCAGAGAUUGCCAAGAUGAAGCCCGGCGUAGUCAUAGUCAAUACUGCCCGUGGCGCUAUAAUUGACGAGGCAGCCAUGGCCACCGCCUUGGAUGAGGGGCAUAUCGCUGCGGUUGGGCUAGAUGUCUACGAAAAGGAGCCACUGGUCGACGAGCGGCUUGUCAAGAACGACCGAGCAUUGCUUGUGCCUCAUCUGGGAACCUACACCGUUGAGACACUCGGUCAGAUGGAGUUGUUAGCGAUGGAGAACGCCCGGCGUGGAGUGUGCGGGGAGAGGUUGUUGACGAUAGUUCCUGAGCAGACCAAGGCCUAUGAGCAGUCUGCAUAG